AAUUAAACAAACUGUUUCGGCGCGUUGUGCCUGUAAUUUGUGCAGCUCGAUUCUUGCGUGUUCUUUGUCAGCCAAAUAAUCGCUGGUGUCGUCGUUAACAUUCUUUUUAUGUAUAUUUGUAAUCCCGUACUUGUUGUGUUUUUAUUUAAUCUAACCUCGUAAUUGAAAGAGAGAAAGCAAAAACAGAGCAAAACAUAGAAAAGAAAUUGAAGUGGUCGUAUCAAACUAGGAAUCCCAAGCAAAGAAAAUGGCCGCAAAACCCGAAGAAAAGAGCACAGAUAUUCCCGAUCGUCUGUUUGACGCCAAUCAUCGCAAGACCUACAAACGUAUGCGCUUUUUUGGCAAGGGUGGCUUUGCCAAAUGCUACGAGAUAAUCGAUGUGGAUACAGACGAUGUCUUCGCCGGUAAAAUCGUGUCCAAGAAGCUGAUGAUAAAACACAACCAAAAAGAGAAGACUGCCCAGGAGAUAACUAUUCAUCGCAGCCUAAAUCAUCCAAACAUUGUCAAGUUCCACAGCUACUUUGAGGAUGUGCAGAAUAUUUACAUUGUGCUAGAGCUGUGUAAGAAACGCUCGAUGAUGGAGUUGCACAAGCGUCGGAAAAGUAUUACAGAGUUCGAGACCCGCUAUUACAUAUACCAGAUAAUACAGGGUGUGAAGUAUCUGCAUGACCAUCGCAUCAUUCAUCGAGAUCUUAAGUUGGGCAACCUGUUUCUUAACGACAUGUUGCACGUGAAAAUCGGUGACUUUGGCCUGGCAACGCGUAUCGAAUACGACGGUGAACGCAAAAAGACGCUGUGCGGCACUCCCAACUAUAUAGCACCUGAGAUUCUGACCAAGAAGGGUCACUCGUUUGAGGUCGACAUUUGGUCGAUUGGCUGCGUCAUGUAUACGCUGUUGGUGGGUCAGCCGCCGUUUGAGACGAAAACGCUGAAGGACACUUACUCGAAAAUCAAAAAAUGCGAGUACCGAGUGCCAAGCUACUUAAGAAAGCCGGCUGCGGAUAUGGUCAUUGCCAUGCUGCAACCGAACCCGGAGAGUCGGCCAACAAUUGGACAGCUGCUGAAUUUUGAGUUCCUCAAGGCGUCACAGGUGCCUAUGUUCUUGCCUAGUUCUUGCCUAACGAUGGCGCCGCGCAUCGGCAUCAACGAUACCAUCGAGGAUCCCAAUCAACGCAAGCCGUUGACGGAAAUCAACGGUCUGAGGGAUGAUACCCGUUUGGAGUCUACCUUCCUGAAGAAUAAUUUGCAUGAUGCCAUUACGGCGUCGGCACAAAUGUGUCGCCACAACGAGGACUAUCGUAGCGACAUUGAAAGUCUGCAUCAGCAGCUGACCACUCUUAUCAAUAAUAAGCCUCGCUUAUUGCAAGGCAAUCUGGGUGACGAGAAUACCGAUCCAGCUGCCCAGCCGCUCUUCUGGAUAUCGAAGUGGGUCGACUACAGUGAUAAAUACGGCUUUGGCUAUCAGCUGUGUGAUGAGGGCAUAGGAGUUAUGUUCAAUGACACCACAAAGCUAAUACUACUGCCCAAUCAAAUCAAUGUGCAUUUCAUCGAUAAGGAGGGCAAAGAGACUUACAUGACUACGACGGACUACUGCAAAACUCUCGAUAAGAAGAUGAAGCUACUGUCUUACUUUAAGCGCUAUAUGACUGAGCAUCUGGUCAAGGCAGGAGCCAACAAUGUCACCGUCGAAAGCGAUCAGAUUUCGCGUAUGCCUCAUCUGCACUCUUGGUUUCGCACAACUUGUGCGGUUGUCAUGCACUUGACCAACGGUUCGGUUCAGCUUAACUUUUCGGAUCAUAUGAAGAUAAUUUUAUGUCCUCGCAUGAGCGCCAUUACCUACAUGGAUCACGAGAAAAACUUUCGAACAUAUCGAUUUUCGACUAUUGCUCAAAGUGGUGUCUCCAAGGAUCUAUAUCAGAAGAUACGCUAUGCUCAUGAGAAACUUAGAAAAAUGCUCGAAAAGAUGUUUGUUUGAGCAGCACAGUUAGAGCAGUAGUAAGAUGUCCACAGCAGCCGGCUGACUUUGUUCUCCUUGCGCUUGGUAUACUUUAACCGUCGAGCCAAUGACGGAGCCCAGGGUACUUUUUUCUAUACAAAUUUAUCUCUUUUCUCGAAUUUCAAAUUUUAGUUGCUGUUUAAAUUAACUCGAUUUUUAA
This is a messenger RNA of Drosophila grimshawi, 2156 nucleotides long. RefSeq names its product serine/threonine-protein kinase polo (gene polo). Gene Ontology annotation, biological process: mitotic cell cycle; protein phosphorylation; regulation of cytokinesis. Lineage: Eukaryota; Metazoa; Arthropoda; Insecta; Diptera; Drosophilidae. The transcript has 5 exons. The record is from RefSeq and is a predicted model, not a curated record. Gene Ontology annotation, molecular function: ATP binding; protein binding; protein serine/threonine kinase activity. Gene Ontology annotation, cellular component: nucleus; spindle pole; centrosome. Bases 248 to 1975 code for a protein of 575 amino acids.